Molecule: messenger RNA, 1663 nt
Organism: Seriola dumerili (greater amberjack)
Lineage: Eukaryota; Metazoa; Chordata; Actinopteri; Carangiformes; Carangidae
Product: actin, non-muscle 6.2
Exons: 9
Coding region: 69-1196 (375 amino acids)
Source: RefSeq, a predicted model, not a curated record
AAGUCUGGGGCAGAAAGACUCCCGCUUCACCUCACCGACAGACACACCCGAGACUCACCUGCACAGACAUGGAAGAUGAAAUCGCUGCCCUCGUUGUUGACAACGGCUCUGGCAUGUGCAAGGCCGGUUUCGCCGGAGACGACGCCCCCCGCGCCGUCUUCCCAUCCAUCGUCGGUCGCCCCAGACACCAGGGUGUGAUGGUGGGAAUGGGACAGAAGGACAGCUACGUGGGAGACGAGGCCCAGAGCAAGAGAGGCAUCCUGACCCUGAAGUACCCCAUCGAGCACGGGAUCGUCACCAACUGGGACGACAUGGAGAAGAUCUGGCAUCACACCUUCUACAACGAGCUCCGAGUCGCUCCCGAGGAGCAUCCAGUCCUGCUGACCGAGGCGCCGCUGAACCCCAAGGCCAACAGGGAGAAGAUGACUCAGAUCAUGUUCGAGACCUUCAACUGUCCUGCCAUGUACGUGGCCAUCCAGGCCGUCCUGUCACUGUACGCCUCCGGUCGUACCACAGGUAUUGUGAUGGACUCCGGUGACGGUGUCAGCCACACUGUGCCCAUCUACGAGGGCUACGCUCUGCCUCACGCCAUCCUCCGUCUGGACCUCGCUGGCAGAGACCUGACAGACUACCUGAUGAAGAUCCUGACGGAGAGAGGCUACAGCUUCACCACCACCGCUGAGCGUGAGAUUGUGCGUGACAUCAAGGAGAAGCUCUGCUACGUGGCUCUGGACUUUGAACAGGAGAUGCAGACGGCGGCUUCCUCUUCCUCCCUGGAGAAGAGCUACGAGCUGCCUGACGGACAGGUCAUCACCAUCGGCAACGAGAGGUUCCGCUGCCCCGAGACGCUCUUCCAGCCGUCAUUCAUCGGAAUGGAGUCGGCUGGCGUCCACGAGACGACGUACAACAGCAUCAUGAAGUGCGACGUGGACAUCCGUAAGGACCUGUACGCCAACACUGUGCUAUCCGGCGGCACCACCAUGUACCCCGGCAUCGCUGACCGCAUGCAGAAGGAGAUCACUGCGCUGGCCCCACCCACCAUGAAAAUAAAGAUCAUCGCUCCCCCAGAGAGGAAAUACUCGGUCUGGAUCGGUGGCUCCAUCCUGGCCUCCCUCUCCACCUUCCAGCAGAUGUGGAUCAGCAAGCAGGAGUAUGACGAGUCUGGCCCCGCCAUCGUCCACCGCAAGUGCUUCUAAACAAAACAAACCCAAACCUCCACGUCGUCGUCCUCCGCCCCCCUGGAGAGGAGGCCAACACUUUCAACCGUUCCAUCCACCUAGAAAAGUCUCUGGUUUAUCUUGUGUGAACAGACUGAAAGAUGUGAGACGCCACACACAAGAAUAAUCCAGUGACUGUUUACAUUUUAAUGUUUCAGCAGCUUAAACUGAACUUCUGACGAACUGUCAAACAUUUCUCAACAUGUUAGUGUUACUCUGCUCACAGCUUUCACUCCUCUGGUGAUAAACUACUGAUGGUCAGAAAACAAACAGUAUUAUCACUGAACAUCUUUUACCCAUGUCUUUCUACCUCUUUAACAAUCUAAUGCAUUAAAUUGCACAUCAACAUUCAGCCUUUCUCAUGUUCUGUUGUUCUGUUCAGCUGUGUAGGUGCUUUCCACCAGUGUUUAUACUUUUCAAUAAAAUGCCAACAUUUGAUGUUUACA